Bufo gargarizans (Asiatic toad) is the source of this 4878-nucleotide messenger RNA. RefSeq names its product katanin interacting protein (gene KATNIP). The transcript has 28 exons. The record is from RefSeq and is a predicted model, not a curated record. Bases 98 to 4831 code for a protein of 1577 amino acids. Lineage: Eukaryota; Metazoa; Chordata; Amphibia; Anura; Bufonidae.
CGCUUAUUGGCUGCUUGCAGCUAGGUAACCGGAGAAAACAUUUGGGCAGAAAUUAUUGUUUUCAUGUGCGACAGCGGCGCGUCCUGACAUCUAGAACAUGCACAGUAAAUCGAUGGGAAAUGAUAAAAGAAAGCCAUUCAAGUCUAAGCCAAACCCUGUGAAUGAAUAUGCUAAUCAAAAUGAUUUUGAUGAAAAACACGAUGAGUAUUUAAUUUAUUUGCAACAAAAAAACAGGGCCCUGAAUAGCUUCAGAGCAAAGGAUCCUACACAAGUUAAGCUGGAACAUCUGGAGCAUGGAUUUUCUCUGUACAUAAAUGGAGCAAAUGCUGAUUUGAAGAAACAGAACAGCACACAAGAUUUAGCGAGAGGAGGCUUAAAAACCCCAAAAGUCAAAGAUGAUGCAUUUUCUGUUCUUCCUGGGAGGAGGAACCAUACUGCACCUGGCAAGAUUCAACGGAAGGUGUGGAUGCAGAGUUCCUUAAACAUUAAAUCUGAAACUGGAACACGACUGCAUAUUGGCCCAAACGUGAAGUACUCAGAGGAUUUUGAGACAGAUGAGGCUGACGAUAACCGUGAUGAAGAGGGUGUGAUCUCUAGACAGCAUUAUGAAAGCAAAGAGACUUUUACAGAUUCUAGGGGGAGCGGCAAAGAAGGAAAGAAGAAGAGGCUGCUAUUGGAUGCUUGUGACAUUAAGGCCUUGCGAGAAAGCCUGGAGCAGAGUUUACGUCUGCGUCAUGGCAGCAAGGAUAGCUCUGCUGAUGAGUGUGACUCCAUUGAAGAAGAAAUUGAAGAUGAAACUCAAGAAGAGCCCAAAACUUUAACCUCCAUGAAGUCAAGGCAUUAUGAUACUGAACACAAACGACUGCUUCCAGGGGACUUGGUUGUACUAGAAUUUAAUGGAAAUGCUAUUGAAAAAAAGGAUGGGAGAGUUUUGUCUGCAAAACGGAGAGAGAGUGCUGACCUUUAUAUUCCUAUGAAGCCUGUGAUGGUGAAAAGUAAAAUGCAGAAGAGCUCGCCUAGACAAGAGGAGCAAUGCACACCACGACCUGCUAGUCGGAUAGAGAGACCACUGUCUGCAACAAGAAAAGUCAUUGCGGAAAGUAAAGAUUCUGAAGAUUCAGCCUGUCAGGUUAUAAAUGCUAUGCAGCUGGAGAAUGAGGUGGUUGGAAGAGCAAGUAGCAGAGUAGAGGAGAAAGAAGUUGUCUCCCAAGCUAUUGAAAGUAUAAACCUUAUGGAAUUAAGCCAACAGAAGAAAUUGUUGAAGGUUCUCCAGAAUAUUGAUAAUGAACCCAUUUCCACGAGCGAGCCAAAGGCCUGUUCACCAUCAGCAGAUAACAACGCCAUCUACAUAACUGUGGAAAUUCUAUCCAACUGGGGAAAUCCUAACAGUGUGGGGUUGACUGAGAUUCAGUUCUUCAAUCUGAAGGAUCAGAAAAUAUAUGUUUCCCCUCAUGAUGUGGACAUAAGAAAUGCAGAUUUUCCUGGAGACCUUCAUUGUUUAGUUAAUGGAAAAUCUCAGACUACCAAGGAAUGCUACAUGUGGAUGUGCCCCUUCCACCCUCCUGUACAGCUUUACUUUGUGAUACGAAAUCCUUCUAGGUCAUGUGAUUUUGACAUAUGCAAGGUGAAGAUCUGGAAUUAUAACAAGACGCUCAGUGAUCUGGACAUUGGUGCGAAGCAUGUAAAGAUCUAUAAAAAUGAAACCUUGGUGUUUGAUGGUAUCUUAGAGAAAGGGUGUGGUAACCAAGUAUUUGACUACAGCAACACAAUUGACCUAUUAAACGGGCAGAUGAAGACAGCCACCCCAUCUCUUCUCAGCCCUCAAAAAGAUCAAGAUGAAGAUGACCUUAGUGAUGGCAGUAAUAAGAACAUGUAUGAUCAGAUAUUGUCACAAUCCAGGUCAUUUGGAUUACCAAAGGCUUAUAACUCAGAAAAAUCUUCAAAAUUGAAGGAACUUGAUUUUGCUGAAGAUCUAAAAAUUAUAGAACCUAGCAAUUCUAUAGCAUAUCAAAGAGAGAGAGCGCAUGGAAAUGUUUUAUGGAGAGAUUUGGACUCCUGCAGUGAUGGAAAUAGCUCUACUAAUGAACCUCUCGAAUUGCCUGUUAACUGCACACAGUUAACAAGUGUAGAAAGUAAGGCAUCUAUUGAACGUUCUCAUUCUCCAUCAGAUCCUGAUGAUCUAACGAUUAAAGAACAGCUGGAAAAGCUUACUGGCAGAAAGCUUAGUAAUUCAGCAAGUAAAACCCCGCUAUGGUUAGAAUCGUCAUCCAACCCUCAGCAGAAGAAUUAUGAUCAAGGUUGUGAAAAGCCCUUCUACAUUUCAGAUCCCUCUAUCGAUAACGACUCAUUUAGAAAUGAACAUGACAUUGCUAGUGACCAGUUCAUCGAUGAGUGUCUUAGAAAUCCCAGUACAGGCCCUAGGCAUCUAGGCAGAAAUGACAAGUCAGAUACUUUAGUGGCAUCGGCAAGGAAAAUCUGUGAUGAUUUAGAAACUUUUGGCAUGAAGAUUAUUUCAGAUCAAAAACGUCCAAUCAGUGGAAGACGGGAAGUAUUAAAAUCGAGAGAAAGAGAAUUAGAAAGUGAAAAAUUUCAAGAUCUGAGCCUUCCAUUAACAGGUAGUCAAGGAAGCAUUAAAACAAGGCAAAGGUGGAGCAAUGAACAAGAAAAUAACUUGAUGGAGUCAUGGACAUCUUUACUAAAAUUUAAUCAGUCGCAUAGAGGUCGGAUCUCUAAUAUGAAUUUUGAAGGAGAUAUUUUGGAUGAAUUUUUGCAUCAGCAAAAGAUUGGAAAACAAAAUAUAACUGUUAAAAAGGAAUAUGUGCAUGAAAUGCCUAAAUUGGCCGAUCCCAGCACGGUAGAAAAUGAUGGAAGUGACUUUGAGAUCCCAGUUUUGCCAUAUGGCCAACAUUUGUGCAUCAAAAUUACUUCCACUUGGGGUGACAGACACUAUGUCGGGCUUAAUGGAAUAGAACUGUUUUCCUCUACUGGAAACCCUGUGCAGAUCGCAAAGAUUGAAUCAGAUCCCCCAAACAUAAAUAUCUUGCCAGCUUAUGGCAAAGAUCCUAGAGUGGUAACAAAUCUCAUUGAUGGCGUGAACAAGACUCAAGAUGACAUGCAUGUUUGGCUUGCCCCAUUCACUCCUGGAAAGAUACACUUUAUUUCCUUAGACUUUACAUCCCCCUGUAAAGUGGCAAUGAUCAGAAUUUGGAAUUAUAACAAAUCAAGAAUACAUUCAUUCCGCGGUGUGAGGGACAUUGAAAUUGUUUUAGACCAGGCAGUAGUUUUUAAAGGAGAAAUAGCCAAGGCUUCUGGUACACUAACUGGAUCUGCAGAACAGUUUGGGGAUACAAUUUUGUUCACAACUGACGAUGACAUACUGCAGGCGAUUUCUGUGUAUGAUGAAACAUUUGAUGAGGAUUUUGAGAGCACAGAUCUUCAGCUGGAUGAAGAAAUAGUCAAAACUCGCCCAAGAACAGCAGACAGUGGCGAGGAGGAAAGACCUUUUACACAGGCCGGCUCCGGUGAAAAAUUGCAGGCGUCUGAUCAGAAAACCAUAGCAUCUGCCUCUGCAAAUCUUUCCACUACUGUACCAGGAGUUUAUACCGGUCAAUGCCUACAAUUAAAUUUCACUAUGACAUGGGGAGACCUGCAUUACCUUGGCCUUACUGGACUAGAAAUUGUGGGAUCCAAUGGGGAAGCGUUGCCGCUAAACAUGAAUAUUAUGAAAGCCUCACCACCAGAUCUCAGUGUGCUUCCUGAGUACCAAGAUGACAGCAGAACUUUAGAUAAGCUCAUUGAUGGUGUGAACAUCACCAGUGAGGAUUCUCACAUGUGGCUUAUCCCAUUUACCUGUGGAGAAAAUCACACAAUCACCAUCAAUUUUGAUAAAGCUGGAGUGGUCGCAGGACUGAGGUUUUGGAAUUACAAUAAAUCUGCUGAGGACACAUACAGAGGGGCUAAAAUUGUCCAUGUUACGCUUGAUGGAUGCAGCAUUUCUCCACCUGAAGGAUUUUUGAUCCGCAAGGGUCCUGGCAACUGUCACUUUGAUUUUGCUCAAGAGAUUCUUUUUGUUGACUAUGUUACGCAACAUCUUAGUGAUAAACAAUCAAGCAAUAUAAAAUGCAUUGAAUCUGCUACCAUGGAUUAUGAAGCACCGUUGAUGCCAUGUGGCUUUAUCUUCCAGUUUCAGCUUCUUACCAGCUGGGGUGACCCCUAUUAUGUCGGUCUGAAUGGUCUUGAGAUGUACAAUGAACAUGGAGAGAAAAUCCAGCUCACAGAGAACAAUAUUGCUGCAUUUCCAGAAAGUAUCAAUGUUCUAGAAGAUGUGUGUGGAGACGUGAGAACACCGGACAAGCUCAUUGACAAUGUGAAUGACACCAGUGAUGGUAGGCACGCAUGGCUCUCUCCAAUUCUCCCUGGUUUGGUUAAUCGAAUCUAUGUUGUUUUUGAUCAACCAACCAAAGUGUCUGUGAUAAAACUAUGGAAUUAUGCAAAAACACCACUAAGAGGUGUAAAAGAGUUUGCUCUCCUUGUGGAUGACCUCCUUGUGUACAAUGGGAUUUUAAACCAAGUCAGCCACAUUUCUCAUGGUAUACUGCCGACGUGUGAUCCUGUGAUACCGUAUCAUACCAUCCUGUUUGCCAAUGACAAGAAAAUUUCAGAAGCAGAAAAAAGAACAGUUUUAAGCAACCAGGUAGAAGAUCAAGAUGUAAGAAUGAUGAAUGAUAAUAAAGUUGUCGUGAACUUUAAGAAGAGCCACAUUGCUGAUCCAGCUUUACGUCCAAAGACUUGUAUAACUGACAAACAGAGCGGGAGACAUAGACGGUUCUGAAGACAAAUUUUGCCCGGGAGCAAUAGCCAUAGUUAUUUAUUAUCUGA